This is a messenger RNA of Contarinia nasturtii (swede midge), 628 nucleotides long. RefSeq lists its product as uncharacterized. The annotation marks the transcript as partial. The transcript is spliced from 2 exons. The record is from RefSeq and is a predicted model, not a curated record. Lineage: Eukaryota; Metazoa; Arthropoda; Insecta; Diptera; Cecidomyiidae.
AUCGAUUUGGUAAACAACAAAGCCCGAUUUAAUUCGACUUCGGAUCUUUUUCGCAUUUGCUCGUUUACCUUGAGAUAGCUUGAGAUCUUACAAAAAGCUCUAGUUUGAAUGUUUUCAUUUUUAAAAGAAUUUCAAAAAGUAAAUCAUUCACUUUUCGUCAGUUUUAUUGACAAUCAUGCUAAAACUUGUAAUUUUCAUUACAUUUUUCGUCAUUGUGCGAUCUCAGUCAAUGACUGAAGAAACAUCUUCACCGUACGCAAACUCAGAGAAUAAACAAUCAUUGGAUGAAUUGAUAUCUGAACCGAAAAGUGAUAAUGAUAAUAAUCGUGUCAUUGGAGACAAUACCCAGAUUAACGGUCAAAAUAUCGAUGUCAAAAGUAAUAGUCAACAAGGAAGCGGUGGAACUCAAAAUCCGGAGUCGUCAAAUUCGUCAAAAAAUCCCUGUGAUGUUGGCGAGUGUAUGCCAUUCGAUGAAUGCGUCAAUGGAACCUUAGAAGAUCAAUCGGACGCCCGUAGUGCUCAAGUGGAAAAUUCCAAACCAUGUGGUGGUUUGUUUCGCAUAUGUUGUUCAGAGCGUGCAAAUAAAACUGUCGUCCCACAGAUAAAUCUUGGCUGUGGCAUUCGGAAU